AAGGCAUAGGCGGUAAAGGAAUUAAAAAUAAAUAAAUAAUAACAAGAAUAAUAAUAAAAAAUUCAAAAUAAAAACAAUAGACAAAAAUAAUGAAAACAAUAAAAAAGAGUAACAAAAUUAAUUAUCUUCCUCUUCUCUUCAUCAACCUUUGUAACAUAGAUUCAAAUCAACCCCUCAUGAUCUUUCACUUCCCUACUAAAGCUUGUUGCCACCUUAUUGCCGCCUUUAUUGCGAGAUGACACAAUACAGAAAUAGCAGAUAAGGAACGAUCAAGUUCAACCUUUCAAACAUAACUCAAUAUGUACAUCUUCAUUUGAUUCAACAAUAUGUAUAAUAGUGCAAGAAUUUUCUUUUUUCCUUUUUUCUUUUUUAAUUGUGGGAGUAUUUAUGACGAUAAGGCCAGCCCCCCACCAUGGACCGGAGAGCGUUGUCGGGACAGGACCACUUCGUGGCGAGCGGCCAAAAGGAGAGAAUCGCCCUGCAGUUUCUAUUUUGGAGUUUUUUGCGGUUACCGAGCCAAUAUUCUCAACGGCAAUCCACCUGUCCACCCCGAGGGAGAGUUACCAGUCCGAGGAAGCGGACUCGACGAAGGCCGGCAAGGACUACACCGGGUCGUCCUUAGCGAAGGUUGGGGAUGUUGUCAACGAAGAGACCGUCGGACCGGAAGACAAAAGACAAAAGAGAACCCUUUCAUACGACACAUUCCGCCAUGAACAGGUAGACCAGAUUGAUGAAGAACUGCUUUGGAUUUAUUUAUCUUUCGUUUAUGAAGGGUAUUUCAGCGAUGCGCGUACUACUUCGAGUAAGGCUCCCAGCAUUUUUAUCAAGGAUGCUUCCAAAGAAUUUUCAUUAGAUUCAACUAGUACAGGAAUCAGACUGUUGGACAAAGUCACCUAG
This is a messenger RNA of Cimex lectularius (bed bug), 897 nucleotides long. RefSeq lists its product as uncharacterized. The transcript has 3 exons. Bases 388 to 897 code for a protein of 169 amino acids. NCBI's taxonomy places the organism in Eukaryota, Metazoa, Arthropoda, Insecta, Hemiptera, Cimicidae. The record is from RefSeq and is a predicted model, not a curated record.